AUAAUUGAUAAAACUUAAUAAAUUAAAAAAAAAUUAAAAGUUAUAAUUCUUCCCAUUUUUUAUCUGAUCCUAUAAAAUUAAAAUAUGGGUUCUUAUAAACAUUUCAACGAAUCAAUGAAACUCAUGUCUUAUCGUCAAUUCAUGCAUUUCUUGGACUUGAAUCACUGGGUCAGCAUGGCUAUAGUUUCGAAUUUCUUUUGUGAGAAUUCUCGUGAAAAGCUACGUGCUUCUUACAGUCAGAUCCAGCUACCAAGUAGAAUGUUUUCGCCAGAAGAACGUUUCCCAGCUGGAUACUAUGCAAGUCUGGGUAACAGUGAAAUUGGUUUGGCUACUACAGCUGCCAUACGAGCACUCGAUCUACCAUUAAGUGAUACACCAUUGGAUUCGAAUUUUUGGGCUGCCAAACAAAGCUUUGAUAAUGCUCUAAAUAAAAUAAUUGAAAUUGUCGAUUGUGUUGAUCCGAAGAAACUUAUUGAGAAGGGAAUUUAUUCACAAAGCACAUUCGAGAGCACAUUCGGGUUAAAUUGGUGCGAUGAUAAAGUGCCAACGACUUCAUUAAAUUAAAUUUUUAGGUUUUUUAUGUAUUUUUUUUU
This is a messenger RNA of Episyrphus balteatus (marmalade hoverfly), 593 nucleotides long. RefSeq lists its product as uncharacterized. Lineage: Eukaryota; Metazoa; Arthropoda; Insecta; Diptera; Syrphidae. Bases 85 to 564 code for a protein of 159 amino acids. The record is from RefSeq and is a predicted model, not a curated record. The transcript has 2 exons. Gene Ontology annotation, molecular function: structural molecule activity.